AUGGAGAGGAGCAAGAAAGACCACAUUUAUGAAUCCAAGAAAAAGAAAGCUAAAGGCAGUAAAGCUUUGAAAGUGUCGAGUAGACAAAGGACUAAAGCAGCUGUGGAAGCAACUGAGAAGUUGCAGGUGUCAGAAGAGUAUGAUGCCUUUCCAAGUUGCUCAGGUGUUUCACCGACAAAAGGCAGUGUUGUGUGGGAAUACAAUCUACACUAUACUGUGGCUGAUGUACAGUCGUGUGCCAAAAUUCAGCCUCUGCGCGCAAAAAAGAAAGCUAAAGGCAGUAAAGCUUUGAAAGUGUCGAGUAGACAAAGGACUAAAGCAGCUGUGGAAGCAACUGAGAAGUUGCAGGUGUCAGAAGAGUAUGAUGCCUUUCCAAGUUGCUCAGGUGUUUCACCGACAAAAGGCAGUGUUGUGGAGUCUCUGGAGGACAUGGGUCUGUAUGAGGACGUGUCUGCAGCUCAGCAGUCCCAGCACCAGGAGAAGCAGGACGUGGAGAAGGCUCUGGCUCUGUUUGAAAGCACAGGGAGGAUCUCUGCCACCGUGAUGGAGGCCAGUAUUUUCAGACGGCCGUAUUUCUUGACCCGGUUCCUCCCGACUCUGCUGACUCCAAGAGCGAUUCCUGCCAAAGCCGACACUCGCAUCCAAUUCAUAGAAGCCCUAAAGAAAGCAGAUAAGAUUCCUUGGGCUCAGUUCUCUGCGUAUGAGGCGUCGUGUGAAAAGGAGAAGCAGAAACUCAGAGUUUCAGAUUCUCACCACAGUCCUGUCCACGCCCUGAAGACUCACCUCAGCUCCAUCAGAGACCUGCUCCUGUCCAACGACCACACGGAUCUGUCGGCGCAGCUGUCCCUGAUGUCCCACAGCCUGAGUCUCCUCUGUCCCUCCUCCUCCUCCUCCUCCUCUGGCCCUGACGUGGUCCAGCUCCACACAGACACACCCCCCUCUGAGCUGCACCUCCAGGUGGUGGACACGGUGCUAAGAAGCUUCUGUCAGUGUGUUCUGGACACAUCCAAACACCAACCCACAAGACACUUCCCGUGGGCCUCCAGGUUCGUGUUGGCGCUGACUGAGAACAGAGCUGUUUUCUCGUGUCUCGUGCACAGACUCUGGGACCUGCUUCAUAACCAGGGGUCCUCUCUGGGUGCGGCUCAUGUCUUGGGGCUGGCAGUCUUCCUGAUGCACCUGCACUCAUCCUCCUCACACUGUCCCCUGGUGGCGCUGCAGGGUACUGCUCCUGUGUGUGUGACUGAGGCUCUGUGCUCCGGGCUGCGCUGUGACUCCAGCUCUCACAUGCUGUUCAGCCUCAGGUUCUGUCUGGUCGCCGUGUGUUACGUCAUGUGCAGAGAAGAUGAGGCUCUAGAUCGACUCAUCCCAACAAACAUGUGCAAGAAGCUUCUGUUCCUUGUCCCGCGGUGGCUGCCUCUCGCUCGCUCCUCGGUCUCCUCGGUGUCCUCGGUCUCCUCGGUGUCCUCGGUCUCCUCUGUACGUGGGGAGUCUGUGGGGUCACUUCCUGGUUCUUGGACCAGAGCCACAGAAGAAGAAUCGUCCUGGAGGAACACAGCUCUGAGCGUGUGGAGAAACCCCGCCUUCUGCAGCCUCCAGCUCCAACCACAGUUCCAGUUAUCGUUUUCAGAAUGGCUCCUGCAUGAGUUCCAAGUCCAGGGAGGGGACGCUCUGUCUGCGGCUGAACGGCAGCAGUACCAGGACUGGGUCUUCAUGGAACUGUUCUUACCGAAGCCGGAGCAGGAGGGAGGCUUUGGGGGAGACACCAGCGCCCUCUGCUGCCGCCUCCUCACCGCCGUCCUGGACAAUGCUGUGGACGAUGGGGAUCUCUACAACAGCGCUUUUCUCCCAGACAUCAUCUCCAGGUUACAGACAUGUGUGUAUGAGGAGUGGUUGUCAGCCUCCUCACACAGACCACGCUUGUCUCGUCUCGUGUUUGAGCUUCUGUCACAGCGUCUCUCCUCCUCGCCCCACUCUGAGCUCGUGCAGCAGCGCACUCUGCAGAUGUGGAACAGGGUGAUGCUGGCGCUGCCUGUCACUUUCUUCCUCCAGUCAGCAGCAGAGACCGGUCCACCGUGUGACCUCCUCAUCGCUCACAUCAACCAGCACCAGAGACAGAGAGCAGUGACCAGUGCAGACAGUGUGAUGCUCUGUGACAUCACAUCACACUUCCUGAAAGGAGUGUUGUGUGCUGGUUCACACAGUCGACAGGAGCAGAACUGUGACUGGUUCAACAAAGUCUGGUCCCAGAUCAGCUCUGAGUGCCCCCUGCUCCUGGUCUCCUCCAUGUUCUGGUGGGGCCGUGUGUCUCUGUCCCUGUGCUCUCUGUGGUCACAGUUUCCUCGUCAGUUCCAGUCUCUGUCUCAGUGUCAUCUUUGGGCCCAGAGUGUUGUGCGUGGGCAGAUAGAGCCCGCCCCCUCGGCUCCGCCCCUACAGCUGGCAGCGGCUCUAUACCGAGCUCUAACCCACUGUGAGAGUCAAACUGAUGGGUUUGUAUCAGCGCUGAGACAGGAGGCAGGCACAGAGGUGAUACUUUUCCUCUUCUCUCUGUUUGUGAAUCGUUUCCUGAGCUUCCUACUGUUUCCUGAGAGAGACGUGUGCUCCGCUGGUACCUGUGCUGCUCUGCUGGUGGAGCUGGUGGACUCUCCUGAUUGGCUGAGCAUCUUCAGAGCUGACGAGUCAGGAGUUUAUCGAAUGUUACUGUCAGAGGAGGCCAAUAGACUCAAGCCCUGGGCCUUUUACAGCCUGUUGUGUGUCAGACCUCAGACCCCUCAGACCUCAGAGUUCUGGUCCAGAUUGUUGUGUUGUCCUGGUUUCAUCCACACCGCUGUGGUCUGCUACAUCAGCCUCAUGGGUCUCUAUGUAGACGGACACACAACUACACACAACCAGAUGGAUCCUCGGGUGGAUCCUCGGGUGGAUCCUCGGGUGGAUCCUCGGGUGGAUCCUGCAGAUCUCUUGGUCCAAAGUAAAAAGCUGUUGUUACGAUGUUUGUCUCAGACGCAGAGUUCAGCGCUGUCCUCGUCCCAGAGUCGACAGCUGCAGGAGCUCUGUGCUGAUGUGGACCCUGAAGUCGCAGCUGCCCUGAGUCACUUUCACAGUCGGAGCCUCAGCCCAGACUUCCUCUGA
Molecule: messenger RNA, 3129 nt
Organism: Knipowitschia caucasica
Lineage: Eukaryota; Metazoa; Chordata; Actinopteri; Gobiiformes; Gobiidae
Source: the annotation of a GenBank genome assembly